AUGAUGCGGCAUUCUUUGAGAUCGCUUAUGACAGUCAGAAGCAAUUUUGUGUUUUGCAUUAUUUCUCUUCUUGCUUUCAUCCAGCUCACGAGAAUACUCGUUUAUUCACCACAAAACGAAAAAGACUACUUGCACAGUGAAAAUUACGAAAAUGAGAGUUUCGUGAUUCCUAUUUUGCUUUAUGGACCGAAUAAUCAAAUAGAAGGCUUACGUGAGGCUUUAUUUAUCGCAGAAACAAUCAAGAAAAAGCUCAUCCUGCCUGCAUUUUUCGAUCACUACACAGCCGACACUUCUAGAGGUUUACUCAGUCCAGAUGACGUUAUCGAUACUUUCGCACUAGAAAGACAUUUCCAUGUUGUUCAUGCUGGGCACAAAUUGAGCGACUUGUGCGAUGGAAAAUUGGAAGUAGUUGUUGAUUUUUCUGCCGGUGACUUCCCGAAAUACAGGAAGAAAAGUUUGGACUGGCUCGGGAUUUCGGAUGAUCAAAUUAAGAAGGCGAGGAGGUUCACGUUCACGUCAAAAAACUUGAGCCUACCGAAAUUUGCGCAGGCUGUGCGUCAAAGUAUUUCACGCUUCAGCAACGCAAAGUGCAUUAUUCUCGAAAAUCCUUUUUACCUAAUCAACUGGAAAGAGUUUUCUCAAGAUGUUAACCAAAUUAAUUCGAGCGAAUACGAACUUGGGAAAGAAAUUGUCAGUGCGACCAGUCGGCCGCUGAAGCUAAAACAAAGUGCCGUUGACAUAUUGAAAGGGAUGAGAAUAGACAAAUUUGGUGCACUUCACUGGAGAUACGACGCGAAGGAUUUCAUGAAAGUCCGAAAGGAUUACGAAAAGGUCAUUCAGAAAAUUCGGGAGAUUCGCGUUAAUCCCCAGCUUUUCUGUCAGUCUCUGAAGGAGCAUCUAAAAUCGGCAGAAAUUCGCGUCCUGAUAAUAUUCACGCCGCCUUCUGAUGAAGAAUUCGCAAGCGUUCUAAAAGACUCUUCAUCCUCUGAAAGUGUACACCGACGAGGAUAUCAUCAAAUUUAUUAA
This is a messenger RNA of Oikopleura dioica, 1026 nucleotides long. NCBI's taxonomy places the organism in Eukaryota, Metazoa, Chordata, Appendicularia, Copelata, Oikopleuridae. The record is from the annotation of a GenBank genome assembly.